AUGGCUUUGGCUUAUAUUACUGGUGGACAAUAUGUUCCAAUGGUCGAUGCUCAACUAUUAGCAAAGAUUAUUAUUGGUGGAGUUCGUGAAGAAAUGUCGUUAGAUCGUCUAAUGCAAAAUGCGUUGCCUGACAUUGAUUGCGAAAUGAACAAAGCCGAAUCUGAAGGAAUAGAUGAAAAAGCUCAAGCAAAACGAGUUCGUGAUAUUUUUUCUUCGAAAAAUAUAUGUUUAAAACGAAUGAGAAUUUCUCAUGGUGCAUUUUCAUCUGCCGCUACAGAUGGAUAUGCAAAAUGUCCUGAUAUGGCAGAAAUGAGAAUUCAAUUUCGGUUACAAUCAGAAGCUACUCCAACUGUUUCGACUACUAGCAGACAUACUGGAUCAGCAUCUGAAACGGAUUAUGAUCUAUUGGACGAUGAAGUCUUUCCGUUAAAGCAAUUAACAUCGAACCCAUAA
Messenger RNA from Rotaria sp. Silwood1, 453 nucleotides. The record is from the annotation of a GenBank genome assembly. Lineage: Eukaryota; Metazoa; Rotifera; Eurotatoria; Philodinida; Philodinidae.